Molecule: messenger RNA, 675 nt
Organism: Lathyrus sativus (Indian pea)
Lineage: Eukaryota; Viridiplantae; Streptophyta; Magnoliopsida; Fabales; Fabaceae
Source: the annotation of a GenBank genome assembly
AUGCUGGGUAUGGGGACUCUAACUUUGAGUUCAUCAACUGCAAUGCUAGCUCAAUCCACCCUCACCUCUUCCAACAGAAACCACAUCCUUUCCAACAAAACUCACUCUUCACCAAUCAGUUUGGUCUCUUCCACCAACCAAAAGAAUUUCACCUUACUCUCUUCCUUCAAGAAACAAACACCUUUUACCACUGCUGUUGCAUCUCUUCAAUCAGACAAUGUUAGCUCUUCUGACGCUCCUGCUACCAAGAAUGAGUUCAACAAGUACUAUUUUAUUAUUGCAAAUGCAAAAUUUAUGCUGGAUGAGGAGGAGCAUUUCCAAGAGCAGCUAUUUGAACGCCGCCGCUACUAUGGAGAGCGUAAUAAAGAACAGGAUUACUGGCUUGUCGUUGAGCCUAAAUUCUUAGACAGUUUCCCCGACAUUAAGAAGAGAUUGGGGAGGCCUGCUGUUGCUCUUGUGUCGACCAAUGGUCCAUGGAUCACAUUCAUGAGGUUAAGACUGGAUCGAGUUUUAUCAGGAAGUUUUGAAGCUGACAGCCUAGAAGAAGCAUUGGCCUCCAAUCCUACUAAUCUGGAAUUUGAGAAGCCUGCAAAAUGGGUGGCACCGUAUCGGAAAUAUGAAUCUGGAUGGUGGGAAAGUUUCUUGCCCUCUGGACAGAAAGAGGCGACGUCGUAA